Molecule: messenger RNA, 324 nt
Organism: Fraxinus pennsylvanica
Lineage: Eukaryota; Viridiplantae; Streptophyta; Magnoliopsida; Lamiales; Oleaceae
Source: the annotation of a GenBank genome assembly
AUGAGGCGAGGAGGAAGAGCCAAGCACUCUUUUGAAAUGAUGCCGAGCCAAGCACUCUUUCGAAACAGGAAAGUUGUAGGUUUGAUGAUGGGAUGUUUGGGAUUGUCAAAGCAGCCUACAAGACCUGUCCCUUUUGCUGAAAAUAGUGGAUCUUUGCAAAUUGAUCAAAUAGUUUGUAAUUCUCCAAGGAUCAGACUCAGUGAUGGAAGAUUUUUGGCUUACAGGGAGACAGGAGUCCCCAAGAACAGGUCCAAUUACAGAAUUAUUGUUGUUCAUGGCUUUGGCAGCUCCAAAGAAAUGAACUUUAUGGCACCCCAAGUAUAA